Vitrella brassicaformis is the source of this 1960-nucleotide messenger RNA. NCBI's taxonomy places the organism in Eukaryota, Vitrellaceae. The record is from the annotation of a GenBank genome assembly.
CUGCAAAAAGGAGCUCUUUGCGGCUUCCGAUCCCUCAGCCGAUCUCAGCAUCCACUCAUCAAAGCUUCCAACGAAUGUCGCUUUGGGCUCCCUUUCUACGCGAAGGAUGCCGGCUUCUCGGCUCAGCAGUGGGCAUGGGGCACAGAUCCGCCUGCCAGCCAGUCACCCACGCGGCCCUGCAUCUGCAGAGUCGCUAUUUUGCUGUGGAAGUCACUGCUGACAUGGUGAGCACCAGACCGAAGGGAAGGCAGUACAGCAGUGCAUUUCGCUGGGUUCUUCUUUGUCAGGUGAAGGAGCUGCGGAAGCGUACCGGAGCAUCCGUUGGCAAAUGCAGGGAGGCCCUCGCCGCAGAAGGUGCGCAGCACUCACAUCGUUACAUUGCAGGGGAUGGCUAGAGGUCAAUCAGGUGGCAACAUCGAUGAGGCCAUGACGUGGCUGAAGAAAAAGGGCAUCGCGUCCGCGUCAGCCAAGGGCUUCCGCGAGGCGAGCCAAGGCCUCGUCGCAAUGGCCGUCGGUCAGUCUCACGGCGUGAUAGUGGAGCUCAACUCGGAGACGGAUUUCGUGGCCCGCGCCGCCGAGUUCCAGACCUUCUUGUCCACGCUGGCCAAGACGGCCGCCACACUGCCUCUCACCACUGGUGGCAAAGGUGUCGAGGAGCUUGAGAAGGCAGACUUGGUUGAGAGAGUGGACGACAGAAUCGCAAAGACCAAUGUGGGAGAGGCUUUGCUGGAGCUCUCGGCACUGCUCGGUCGGUGAGAACCAAGGAGAGAUACCAGUCUGGGCGUUCAGGCAAGAUUCGGGUUGAGGCAAGAUCCUAUGUCAGUCUGUCAUUGUGUGCAGGAGAAAGGGUGGCGUUGCGGCGGAUGGCGUGGCUGCCGCUGCCGCCUGACCCGGCCACUGGCGUUCUCGGAAGGUGACUGACGAGAGCCACACCUGACUGACAUUCGGUAAACCGACGACACUCUGCGUCUGUGUGGUCGUUGACUGCAGUUAUGUGCACAACGAGGUGCGGCCGACGGUGGGCUCCACGGCCUCGCUUGUCCGUCUUCGUCUUGACCCCCCGCUGCCCUCCCCCGAUGACCAGCAGCUCCUCCAGCGUCUUGCACUCGCUCUCGCGAUGCAGGUGUGUCAUCGCCGGCCAGACAAAACGCAUAAGAACUGAUAGAUCACACUGGCCGCCGGUGAAUAUGUCUGUCUGCAGGUGGUUGCGUCCCGCCCCCGGUACAUCACGGAGCAGCAGGUGCCACCCGAUGUGCUCGAGUCGGAGCGGCAGAUCCUCAAGGCCGCCAUGGCUGCGAGCGGUGGGGGGCCGCAGGCUGAGAAGAAGGGCGUGAUUGACAAAAUGGUGGAGGGCAAGCUGAGGAAGCUGUUUGAGGAGGAGGUUUUGAUGCACCAGGAGUUCGUCACGUACGAGAAGGCCCGGAUGGACGCACACCCCAAGGCGACUGCUGCUCCCGGGGGAGGGAAGGAGGUGGGGAGGGAGGACAUUGAUCGAUGGUGGGUGGUGAUCUGCUCGAUGCUUUUUGUUGUGUGUGUCUACCCUACUGCAGGGCGCUGCGGCUAAGCUGCCAACUGUAGGGCCAGCACUCAAAGCAAUCGGUGAGCAACAGCCCGCUUCCUCAGUGUACGGACGGCCACUGACAUGUAUGUCUUGUUGUCGGUUUGCCCGUUCAGGCUCGCUGCUGGGGAGUCUUGUUGAGGUCGACGGCGUGACGCUGCUGGGUCUGGGGCUGCCGGAGCUCGCGGCGACAUUAUGACACUGGAGGCCUGGCUGCUGUCUGAUGGGUGCUGUGGUUGACGCAUCUGUGGUAGAUUUAGCUACCUGGUGUGUUGAUGUACAUGGCCAGCUACUCUGCGUCCACAUGAAGCUCCGCUCCGCACACCCAUCCAUUCCCAUCACCAACGAAUCAAUCAAUUAAGGCCGACUGCAUGACAUGAAAGUCUCCACAUCGGAAGUCCC